AUGGCCCAAGAAAAAGUCCACACCACCGCCGCGCCCCCUCCGCUCCCGCAGUUCUCCCAGGCCAUCAAGUACAACGGCAUGGUCUACUGCUCCGGCAACAUCGGUAUUCUGCCCGACAAGCCCGGCAUGGUGCAGGCGGAGGGGACUGUCAAGGACAGGACGCGUCAAGCCCUCAAGAACCUCUCCGCCGUCCUCGAGGCCUCCGGGAGCAGCCUCCGCAACGUCGUCAAGGUCAACGUCUACAUCACCAAGAUGGCCGACUUCGCGACCAUGAACGAGGCCUACGACGAGUUCUUCACCUUCGACCCCAAGCCCGCACGCACGUGCGUCGCUGUCUACCAGCUCCCGCUCGGCACUGAUGUGGAGAUCGAGUGUACGGCCAUCCUCAAUAAGCCCGCUGAGAAGUUGUGA
This is a messenger RNA of Colletotrichum karsti, 411 nucleotides long. Its product is annotated as endoribonuclease L-PSP. Lineage: Eukaryota; Fungi; Ascomycota; Sordariomycetes; Glomerellales; Glomerellaceae. The transcript is spliced from 3 exons. Gene Ontology annotation, cellular component: cytosol; mitochondrion. The coding region runs from base 1 to 411 and encodes 136 amino acids. The record is from RefSeq and is a predicted model, not a curated record. Gene Ontology annotation, molecular function: deaminase activity.